AUGGAGGAUCCUAACCACGGCAUAGCCGACGUCGGUGGCUCUCCUCCUUCUGGUGGACGGGGGAGACGUAGGCAGAUGAAGAGCGAUGAGGAGGACGAUUCUGACACCGCCGUGCCCGGGGACAUCACCACGCGGGCGAAGAGGCGGCAGACGACAGGCAGUGCCGACGACGCCGGUGGCGUGGAAGUUGGGAGAACGCGAGGCGCCAGUGAAGCUAGUGGCAAAGCGACGGGUCAUGCAUUGCGCCAAAAGGGCCGACCCGCAGCAAGAAAAACAUCCGGCGGAAGGAGGGGCAAGAAACGGGGUCAUGAAGACCCUGGUGAGGCCGAGGAGGAGGAUGCGCAGGAAGAGGAGGAUGAAGAGGAUGCGGAGGAGGAUGACGCGGAUGUUGGGGAGGAUGAAAAAGAUGAGAAUGAUGGCGGGGAGGACGAAGAGGAGGAGGAGGAGGAGGAGGAGGACGAUGAGAAGGAGGAUGAGGAGGAGGAGGAGGAGGAGGAGGAUGAGGAGGAGGAGGAGGAGGAGGAGGAUGAUGAGGAGGAGGAGGAGGAGGAGGAGGAGGAGGAGGAGGAGGAGGAGGAGGAGGAGGAAGAGCACGGGGACGACGAGGAGGAGGAUGAACAGGAGGAGGAGGAGGAGGCAGAGGAGGAUGAGGAGGAGGAAGAGGGGGAGGAGGAGGAGGACAUGGCGGCAGUGAAGGGACGGGGCGGGCCGUGA
Messenger RNA from Closterium sp. Naga37s-1, 714 nucleotides. Lineage: Eukaryota; Viridiplantae; Streptophyta; Zygnematophyceae; Desmidiales; Closteriaceae. The record is from the annotation of a GenBank genome assembly.